CUCAACCCAUCCUUUUUAUCCAACCUUUCAACUCACACCAACACCAACAUCCUGUCAUAAUGGUCCGCGUCAACAACAUUCUCUUUGCCCUGGCUCUGGCCACCGGUGCUCUGGCUACCUCCAACUGCCAGGCCAAGGAUAACGCCUGCCGCACCGCCCCCGAUGCCAACAUGGCCCAAUGUGCCUCUGAAAAUGCCGCCUGCUGCUCGACUGCCUACGACGAGUGCCGUGGUGCCCCCGAUGCCAACAUGUCUCAGUGUGCUGCUGAGAACGCUGCCUGCACUGGCUCUCUGCAGCGCCGCGACGAUGCUUGUGAGACCAAGUACAACUCUUGCCGUACCGCCCCCGGUGCCAACAUGUCUCAGUGUGCUGCUGAGCACGCCGCCUGCACUGGCUCUCUGCAGCGCCGCGACGAUACUUGCCAGACCAAGUACAACUCUUGCCGUACCGCCCCCGAUGCCAACAUGUCCAGCUGUGUCGCCGACCAUGCCAGCUGCUGCUCGACCGCCUACGAUGAGUGUCGUGGUGCUCCCGACGCCAACAUGUCUCAGUGUGCUGCUGAAAAUGCCGCCUGCAAGAACCAGGCCUAAGUGCCUCGUUGGCCGUCUUUCUGUUUAUGGACGUUGCAACUCAAUCCUCGAGCAGCAUAUCCAUGAAUUUAGCUUCUACCUUGUCUUGUUAGUCAAAUGGGUUGGUUAUCGGGCAAGGGGGGCUGCUUUAUGAUACCCGGAAAGCAAUAUUCUGACUAGCUCAUUCACUGGGUGUAUUUAUAGCUGUGUCUAAUUAAUUUGUUCCUUGUCACAUAGCCUAAUUGAUCGGUUUAUCGUCUCUGUACCUAAGUACCUCCAUAAAAUACAAGUCACUCAAAAGAUA
Aspergillus ruber CBS 135680 is the source of this 873-nucleotide messenger RNA. RefSeq lists its product as uncharacterized. The record is from RefSeq and is a predicted model, not a curated record. The transcript has a single exon. NCBI's taxonomy places the organism in Eukaryota, Fungi, Ascomycota, Eurotiomycetes, Eurotiales, Aspergillaceae. Bases 60 to 590 code for a protein of 176 amino acids.